Messenger RNA from Durusdinium trenchii, 2947 nucleotides. The record is from the annotation of a GenBank genome assembly. NCBI's taxonomy places the organism in Eukaryota, Dinophyceae, Suessiales, Symbiodiniaceae.
CUUGCAGCAGUUGUCUCCAUGCGCAUGAUGCGCCAGACCGCGCCAUGGCACCCCGCGCACGAGAGCUUGAGGAUGCCGAUGAAAUUCAGUACUUGGAGUAUUGGUGCAAGUUGACCUUCCGCUCCACUGAUUUGCAUGUCAGGACGGCUUGGUCCUUCUAUGACGCCAGCGAUCUCGAGAAUCUUCGCGUCUACGCGGAGAAGCUUGAGGGCCCGAUUGUGUAUAGUUUUAUCGAUGUCGAAGACAUCACCGGAGAAGAGGCGUCUGGGAAGGAUUGGCACGACCUGGUGGAUGCGGGUUACUUGGACGUUGACUGGCGAGACGUGGAAUUCCCCGUCGGAUCCCUGGAGUUCCCCCGGGCCUUACGCCGGGGCGAAGCCAAGGCAUUCCUAGUGUGCAAAGUUGCGCUUGGACGUGCCAGCACAGUGAAAGAUGGAGAGGUCCCCAAAUUCCCGGAGUUCUUCUCCUCGUGCCUGGUCCGAAGCCAAGCGUCGGCGCUCGUGGCCAAAGCACGCGGUGCGGAUUCGCUGGACGCUGUGGCCGACUGGCAACAGGUCUAUCGGGUGAGAAAGCGAGAUCAGGUUCUACCCUAUGCACUUUGCGAAGUGGUUUUUGAAGAGCAACGGGCUGCGGCCAAGCCUUUGAUCUGUGAGUAUUGCGAACAGCGCCCCGCCGCGGUCUAUUGCAAGAAUGACAAUGCCCACUUCUGCGCCGCAUGUGACACCACGCAUCACUCGGAGAAUGAGUUCUUCGCGCGGCACCAAAGGUUUUCCUUGGAGCAUUCGCCUUUGCAAUUCGGCUUUUGCCGGCAGCACCCCUCAGAACGACAUGAAAGCGUGUGCUUACAAUGCAAGACGAUGCUGUGUCGGAUCUGCAACAAGUUCGGGGACCACGCGCGCAAGGAGCACGAGGGGCACACGCUGAUGUCCACGGUCGAAGCAUUUCAGCUGGCGAUGCAGCAGAGCACGGACUCAGAUUCGCAGCAAGAGAAGCACCAAACUCUCUUGCGGGAUGCUUUGCAAGAUCGACACUUUCAAAUGAUGGAAGUGCACAACAACUUCCAGGAGACCCAACACCAGAUGGACGUGGUUCUCCGUGGGGCCCUGGAUCAAUUGGAACGUGCUCAGUCCAGAAAGUUGGAGUUCCUUCAAUCAAUGAAGCGACAGGUGACCACGCAAUUGCUCUUCAUCCAAUGGCUGGACAACUUCCAGUCGCAUGCUCGAAUGGCCCUGCCACCAGCCGACUUUGUGGUGGCCACCAAACGGCAUGAAGGUCUAUUGGCAGCCCUCUUUGGCUCCAAUCAAGGUGCCGUUCCCAAAGGCGCUGAGUUGGGCCUUGGACCUAUCCCAGAUUGGGUGCAGGAAGAGCUUUUGCUUGAAGGUGCCGUGUCGGUGCAACUGACUUCCUUGCCACCGCCGAUCCCCGAGCCGGGACCACCAGUGCCCAAACCCGCCGUCGAGCUGCCGAAGUCGGCCCUCACCAAUGGCCAGGCUGACCAAGAGCCAGGCACCUCAUACUUAGAAGCAACGCCCCGCGGACGCCCUGCAGACGCACCACACGCCCCGCAGCGCCCGGCUGCACCAGCGGGCAUCGCAGGGGCCAGUGAUACGCUGUAUGUGCAGAAGCGCGAAGCCGAGGCAAUACCCAGCGCAGCCACCGCAGCGAGCACCGCCCUGGCCGCGAGCAGUGCCAGUCUGCUGGACGCCGCAGCAUCGGGACUGCUGGACGCAGCGGCGGUCUCUGCAGUGGAGCAGGUUCCAAGUCAGAAUGCUCGGGCUGAAUUCGAUGGAUACAUCUCCCAGGCCUUUGCGUACUUGGACGAAGCUCAAAAGCGCAUCGACGCCCGCGCCAACGCGCUCCCCUCCAUCGCAGCCUCAGCAGUGCCCCCACGGGUGCCAAGUCUGCAGCUGGCGACAGAGGUCCUGGUGCAGCUACGGCAGAGCGCUGAGCAGGUGGGCGGCCCUGCGAAGCCUUGGGGUGCACUACUCAUGUUACUGGGCUCUUGCCCGGGCGGUGAGCGGCAAGAACUCCUCCUGAAAGCGCUCCGGGUGGCUGCUCCCAUUGGAGAUACUGCAGGGCAACUGGCAAAAUCAGUGGUGGAAGAUGAUGUACAGCGGACGCAGGUCCCGUCACUCUUGGUUUCAGCCAAUGGACUGCAUACUGCGCUGGUAUCCGCCCUGUUACGUUUGAGUGGCAGUUCCUUCAUGGAAAAGGAGAUCACUAUGCUAAUUCGUGAGGUGGAAGUCUCCUCCGACACAUCCAUGCACCAGUCGGUCGAGAACUUCAUCCGGAACAUGGUGCAUGCUUUGCGGAGUGGUCAGGGUCAUGUCCAUCCUUCACUAUCUUCCGUGUGUCACUUGGUCUACUCCGCUGCAGAGGUAAAGUUUGGCAUUUUAGCAGCACAGAACGCCGUCGCCACUCUUUUGUUGAGCCGCGUCAUCACACCCUCUUUGCUCCGCGCGCGGCCCACCGAGCCUGCCGCGGGCGGCGCUGCCGCGCCCUUCUCGGAGCGCGUCUCGGAGCUCUCCAGGCUCUUGCAGCGAAUCGCCCACUUUGCGCAUCACGACGACGACGCGCGGAGCCAUGCCGGUGUGCCUGACUUGUCUGAAGUGCUGAAGCACGUCGCAGCGCUCAGGGAGUUGGUCUCUAGGGUCUUGGCUUUGCCACCAGAUCCACAGAUGGGUCUCAACUCCGCGACCGAAGACUCCGAAGCCGCUGCGCUGUGGAUCGUCCAGACCUGCCGCCGCUGGAUGGCCCAAGUCCCCGCCGAAGACGCGGGGUCACGCCGCGCGGACGGGCGCGCGCGGCAGCAGCAGCAGUUGGAGCUGAUCGCCGGUCCGUUAGCACGCUUGGGCGAGCCUUCCCAUUCGUUUCACGCGAUGCCCGAAGCACCGCGGCCUUUGGCGGAUCGACAUUGAUCGACCAUGAGAGCGGUUCUCGAUCAGAA